This is a messenger RNA of Zychaea mexicana, 568 nucleotides long. RefSeq lists its product as uncharacterized. The transcript has 2 exons. Lineage: Eukaryota; Fungi; Mucoromycota; Mucoromycetes; Mucorales; Lichtheimiaceae. The record is from RefSeq and is a predicted model, not a curated record. The annotation marks the transcript as partial.
UAUUAGAAAAAAAUUCAAUUUUUAUUUUUUUCAAAAAUUUAAAUGUAUGCAUGCCAAGACAUUCGUGCAUGAAUUAUUUCAAUAAAAAUUAAUUUGGCUAUCCUGAUAUAUCUUAGCUAAUAAGUCAUCUAGGGUUACUAGAUCGCAUUAAAAUCAUCAUAACCAUGGCCGGUCCCCAUAAAUGUUUUGAUGAUAUUGGCGUUGUAGGACGGGAUCGAACAUCCAAGGCAACAUUAGGGAUCGGCAUCGAAUCCGGAUUCGUCGAUCCGUUUCGUUUCGAAUGAGAAGAAAUUGGAUUCGAGCGAGGGCUUUGACGGAUCGGAACGGAUUCAGAUUGAGCUUGAGCGAUCCGGAUUUAAAACGGAUUGGAAGGUGCCAUUCCGGAUUGAUCCGUUUGAUUCGUUUUAUUUCCAUUGCAAUUCUCAUGGUUAGCUUUGUAAUUGGUAGAUUGUUAAGGAAUGCGAAAGAAAGUGCGAAACUGAAGGGAAGAAUAGGGGGAACAGAAUUUAAGCAUUUUUAUAUACUACAUAUAAUAAAAGGUUUAAAGGUAGUCGUUUAUAAUCAAAAG